Messenger RNA from Lymnaea stagnalis (great pond snail), 305 nucleotides. The record is from the annotation of a GenBank genome assembly. NCBI's taxonomy places the organism in Eukaryota, Metazoa, Mollusca, Gastropoda, Lymnaeidae.
CAGAGAAAUACAAAUAACACAUCCUGCUGAAUCUGAAAACAUAUCAAAGUUUUCAACACGGACAAACUUUAGAAUUGCUUCAGAUAUAGAGGCUGCAAAAGAAGCUAAUACAAUGUCAGUGAAAAAACUCACGAAAGAAAUAAAACAGUUGACUGGAGCUGAACAGGUGACUGAAGCUAAAGCCAUCACUGAAGUUGAACAAGUGAAAAAAGCUGAACAAGUGCCUAAAUCUGAACAAAUGACUGAAGCAGAACUGGUGACUGUAGUUAAACAAGUGACUGAAUUUGAACAAGUGACUGAAGCUG